This is a messenger RNA of Zingiber officinale, 610 nucleotides long. Its product is annotated as membrin-11-like. Gene Ontology annotation, cellular component: Golgi apparatus; SNARE complex; ER to Golgi transport vesicle membrane. The transcript is spliced from 3 exons. The record is from RefSeq and is a predicted model, not a curated record. Gene Ontology annotation, molecular function: SNARE binding; SNAP receptor activity. Gene Ontology annotation, biological process: vesicle fusion. Lineage: Eukaryota; Viridiplantae; Streptophyta; Magnoliopsida; Zingiberales; Zingiberaceae. The coding region runs from base 116 to 469 and encodes 117 amino acids.
AAAUUUCUGAUUUCUUCCUUAUUUGUGCUUGUGAAGAAAAGUAGAACAGGUAGCAGAAAAGGUGGAUUCACUGAAAGAAAGUCUUGACAAGCACCUGUUUCGUCAACAAAAACGCAUGCUGGAAGUCAAGGAGCGGGCAGAUUUGCUGGCAAGAGCUAAUGGGGACUCUGCGCAUGUUCUGAGAAUAUUUGAUGAGGAAGCACAGGCAAUGGAAUCUGCGCGAAACUCGUCAAUAAUGCUGGAAGAAGCUUAUGCCACCGGAGUUGCUGUACUGUCCAAGUAUUCUGAGCAGAGGGAUCGUUUGAAGAGAGCUCAAAAGAAAGCCCUAGACAUCCUGAACACCGUAGGGCUAUCCAAUACCGUGCUGAAGCUGAUAGAGAGACGGCACCGAGUCGACAAACGGAUUGCAUACACCGGCAUGGUAUUGACCAUCGUUGUGGUUCUUGCAUUCAUGUGGUGGAUUCACUGACCGAUAUUGUUCUUCAAAAUGUGUCCUGAGCCUCUGUAAUUCAUUCUCCACACUAAAUUGUCAACUGUAACUGCUUGCCUUAUGAACUGUGCAUUUUGAUUUCAGUUUAACUAUAUAAGUAAAUGACAACUAGUUUCCUCA